This is a messenger RNA of Prunus avium (sweet cherry), 1151 nucleotides long. Lineage: Eukaryota; Viridiplantae; Streptophyta; Magnoliopsida; Rosales; Rosaceae. The record is from RefSeq and is a predicted model, not a curated record.
AUACAAAGCGGCUAAUCGGUAGGAGAUUCAGUGACACCUCUAUUCAAAGUGAUGUGAAGCACUGGCCAUUCAAGGUGGUUGAAGGUACAGCUGACAGGCCCAUGAUUGUGGUUACCCACAAUGGCCAAGAGAAACAAUUUACUGCGGAAGAAAUCUCUGCCAUGGUUCUGAAAAAGAUGCGGAAGAUUGCCGAGACCUACCUGGGCUCAACUGUGAAAAAUGCAGUUAUCACUGUCCCUGCUUACUUCAAUGACUCCCAACGUCAGGCUACAAAAGAAGCUGGCCUCUCUGCUGGCCUAAAUGUGAUGCGCAUUAUGAACGAACCGAGUGCUGCUGCCAUUGCUUAUGGCCUCAGCGAGAAGUCCAGUUGGAAUAGCACGAGAAAUGUGAUGAUAUUUGAUCUGGGUGGAGGCACUUUAGAUGUGUCAUUGCUUACCAUGACUAGUUCUGGUGACUUUCAAGUCCUGGCGACCUCUGGAGACACUCACCUUGGGGGCGAAGACUUCGAGAACAGAAUGGUGAAGUAUUGUGUCGAGGAAUUCAAGAGGGAGAAGACAUUGGACGUUAGUGAAGACUUCAGAGCUCUUAGGAGGUUAAAAAACCAAUGUAAGAUGGCAAAAGAGAGUCUCUCAUUUGAGUCUGACUUUGACAUUGAAAUUGAUUGUUUGCGCUCGGGUAUUGAUUUCACUAUAACUUUUACCCGUGAGAAAUUUGAACAACUGAAUAUGGAUUUGUUCAACAAGUGUAUGGAGCCUGUGGCCAAGUGCUUGACGGAUGCGAACAUGCACAUAAGCCAUGUCCAUGAUGUUGUUCUUGCUGGUGGCUCUUCUAGAAUUCCCAUGGUGCAAGAGCUAUUACAGAAGGUUUUCAAGGGGAAGGAGCUGUGCAAGGGCAUCAAUCCGUAUGAGGCAGUGGCAUGUGGUGCCGCCAUUCAAGCUGCAAUCUUAAGUGGGAAUGGAAAUGGGAAGUUCAUUGAAGACUUCACCCUCUCAGAUGUCACUCCUCUGCCACUUGUUCUGGAGUUUACCGAUUAUGAUACAGUCAAGAGACUCUGGGACUUAAUUCCAAGAAACAUUAGAAUUCCUACGAUCGAGAAAGUGCAUUUUAAUACUGUUCAGGACGAUCAAGCUUUAAUGAACUUCUUGUUGUGA